GUGCGUCUGGACUUACAUGUAUUAAACAAUGUCUCGCUGACAAUCUCGAACCGGUGUGUUUUGAAACAUGCAAUACUACUGCGGGACUUUGGCGUUUUACCGAAAUCACUGAAGAAAAUAAGGAUCCACCUUCAUCAAUCUAUAAAAGUGUGAUUAUUAAUACUAGUAAAGAAAUGUCGACAUUUUCGGAUUUUCCAAUUCCUCAUGAUUGGCCUUACUAUAUGCAUCACAAAUUUGUCGCAAAGUAUUUCGAUAUGUACGCAGAAAGAUUUCAGCUUAUUCCUCAUAUAAAAUUUAACACUACCGUUGUAAAUGCAUCAAUUCUUCCCGAUCAACGCUGGAAAGUUCGAUACGUGACUAAAGGUGGAGAAGAAGCUGAAAGUGUGUUUGAUUAUGUAAUGGUUUGCACAGGCCAUCAUCGGUAUCCUCGAAUGCCAAAGUUCCAAGGAAUGGACCAAUUUAAAGGAAUUCAGAUUCAUUCACAUUUUUAUCGAGAACCUACAAAUUAUAAGGAUAAGCGCGUCGUUGUUGUCGGAUGCGGAAACAGUGGUAUGGAUAUUUCCGUGGAAUUAUCAGAAUCAGCAUCGCAAGUUUAUAUGUGUGUUCGCCGAG
Messenger RNA from Racocetra persica, 612 nucleotides. The record is from the annotation of a GenBank genome assembly. Lineage: Eukaryota; Fungi; Glomeromycota; Glomeromycetes; Diversisporales; Gigasporaceae.